Molecule: messenger RNA, 915 nt
Organism: Penicillium subrubescens
Lineage: Eukaryota; Fungi; Ascomycota; Eurotiomycetes; Eurotiales; Aspergillaceae
Product: RTA1 domain-containing protein
Exons: 3
Coding region: 1-915 (304 amino acids)
Cellular component (GO): fungal-type vacuole; plasma membrane
Source: RefSeq, a predicted model, not a curated record
AUGUCUACUGCCAAUCCGUGUACGCUCCAGACGUGCUCUCUCAACCUUGCAUAUAUUCAAUAUCUGCCUUCUAUCGCCGGAAACGCAUUCUAUUUGGCCCUUUUUUCAAUUCUUUUGCUUGUGCAAGUGAUAUCUCUAAUACACUUUCGCGCAUGGGCUUUCUCUGCUACCAUGAUAUGCGGUCUUAUUCUGGAGGUGCUAGGAUAUAUCGGGCGAAUAAAACUACACUAUGAUCCAUUUGGAUUUACGAAUUUUCUACUUUACCUCGUUUGUCUCACGAUCGCACCAGCCUUCUUCGGAGCUGCGAUCUAUCUGUGUCUAAGUCGAAUAAUCAUUAUCCAUGAGGGCGAGAACAUAUCCCGCCUGAAACCGCGGAAUUACACGGUUAUAUUUGUGACCUGCGAUGUUAUAUCUUUGGUAUUGCAAGCAGCUGGAGGGGCGAUCACGUCAUCUGCCGAGGACGGUGCGUUUCGCAACGAGGGCGUCAAUAUCAUGAUCGCAGGUCUUGCGUUUCAAGUUGCCGCUCUGGGUAUUUUCAUGGCUUUUGGUAUAGAUUUCUUAAUCAGGUCAAAUAUGCGAUCAGUGAGGCUCAAAGCGAAUGAAGUGCGCAAAUUACCUGACCCAGAAUUUAUCGCCAUCAGGGCAAGUCGAGGAUGGGGAUUGUUUCUAAUUUGCAUCCCUACCGCUACCGUCACUAUUUUUAUUCGAUCUUUCUUCAGAGUUUUCGAGCUGAACGGUGGAUUUCACAGUAGUCUGGCUAAUGACGAGCCUGCUUUAAUGGUGCUAGAUGGAGCCAUGGUAUCAAUUGCGUGUCUCUGGCUGACAAUAUUACAUCCCGGAGUUACUAUCGGAAGACGGUGGAACACUGUCAAGUCAAGUCAAGGCUUGGACAGAACGAGUCAAGUUACAUAUUGA